GCGAUGUAGUUGCUUGGGGGCACCGAUGGAUGUCCCUCUGGAUCAUCUUAACGACGAAACGCUCUGGCAGAUUCGGUGUUUAUGACUCGCCCGUUCGCUCUUGCUCAGCUCGCCCGAGUUGCGCCGUCGAUUUUGCCUCGCCAGCCCGGAAUCACUUCUGCCCCCGCUUUUCCCAUCUCCACGCGCUUCCUUCAUUUCUCCACUGCAUCAAACACCAAAGCCCCUGCUUCUGCUGCUUCCACUUCUGCUCGCCUCAGAAUCGAGACUCUCCUGCCGUUCAUGGACUCCCAAUCGCCGGAAUUUGAUUCAUCCGCCGCCAGAGGCGAAGAUUUUGUUCACAUUCAGGAACCUACUUUCGAGAGCUUGUCUGACAGCAUGGUUCGGAUCGACGGGCCGACAGACGCCACUGCAUCGCCUAGUCGUGAUGCCACGGGUUCGGAAAAUCGGAAAGUGCUUCCCGAGGAGCUCUCAAGAAACGUGAUAGUUCUGACGUGCGAGUCCUCCGCCGAAGAUGCUGUUUGUGACGUUUAUUUAGUUGGCACAGCUCACGUUUCUCAGGAAUCAUGUAGAGAAGUUCAAGCAAUAAUCAAUUUUCUGAAACCACAGGUUGUCUUCUUGGAAUUGUGUUCAAGUCGGGUGUCAGUGCUUACCCCUCAAAACCUCAAGGUACCCGCCAUGGGAGAAAUGAUUGCAAUGUUGAAGAAAAAACAUAACAUUUUUGGAGUACUUUACAGCUGGUUCCUUGCCAAGGUUGCCAGUAAGCUUGAGGUCUUUCCUGGUUCUGAGUUUCGGGUAGCAUAUGAAGAAGCAAUUAAGUAUGGUGGCAGGGUGAUACUUGGUGAUCGUCCUGUACAGAUUACCAUAUGGAGAACAUGGAGAAAGAUGCCGCUUUGGCAUAAGACUAAAUUGCUGUACUCUUUAAUUUUUCAAGCCAUUUUUUUACCCAGCCCCGACGAUCUUAAUAAAAUGCUGAAGGAAAUAGAUGACAUUGACAUGCUAACUCUUGUCAUUCAAGAGAUGAGUAAGGAGUUUCCAACUCUAAUGGAGACCCUUGUACAUGAACGGGAUCAAUACAUGUCCUCCUCAUUAUUGAAGGUGGCGCGAGAGAAUAGCUCAGUUGUUGCUGUUGUUGGCAAGGGGCAUCUACAAGGAAUAAAGAAGCAUUGGAAGCAACCUAUUAUGGUGAAGGAUCUCAUGACAAUUCCAUUGUCAGAACCAAGUCUUUCAGCAGUAAAAAUCAUUUCUUCCGUAGGUGUUGCCGUGGCUGGGGCAGCCAUAGUAGCAGGCAUCUAUCUGACGACCAGGAAAUAACUUGAUGAAUGAUGAACUUGGUAUGCAUCUUUCGUCCAGGCGUCCAGCUAUUUAAUUGAUUCAAGGGUCGCUGUAAAAUUUCGCACGGAUGCAUGUCUGAGGUCCAUAUUUUCAUUGAUAUUUC
Messenger RNA from Neltuma alba, 1435 nucleotides. RefSeq names its product traB domain-containing protein. Bases 82 to 1311 code for a protein of 409 amino acids. The transcript is spliced from 9 exons. NCBI's taxonomy places the organism in Eukaryota, Viridiplantae, Streptophyta, Magnoliopsida, Fabales, Fabaceae. Gene Ontology annotation, cellular component: mitochondrial outer membrane. The record is from RefSeq and is a predicted model, not a curated record.